Messenger RNA from Ictalurus furcatus (blue catfish), 3754 nucleotides. Its product is annotated as zinc finger protein 883-like. The record is from RefSeq and is a predicted model, not a curated record. The coding region runs from base 605 to 2569 and encodes 654 amino acids. NCBI's taxonomy places the organism in Eukaryota, Metazoa, Chordata, Actinopteri, Siluriformes, Ictaluridae. Gene Ontology annotation, molecular function: DNA-binding transcription factor activity, RNA polymerase II-specific; RNA polymerase II cis-regulatory region sequence-specific DNA binding. The transcript is spliced from 5 exons. Gene Ontology annotation, biological process: regulation of DNA-templated transcription.
CAGGCCACUCGAGUUCUUCCAAACCAACCUUGAGAAUCCAUGUCUUCAUGGACAUAGUUUUUGUGAACAGGGACAUUGUCAUGCUGGAACAGGGUUGGUCCUCCUAGUUCCAGUGAAGGGAAAUUGUAAUGCUACAGCAUACAAAGACAUUCUAUACUAUUGUGUGCUUCCAACUUGGCAACAGUUUGAGGAAGAAUCACAUAUGGGUGUGAUGGUCAGGUGUCCAUAAACUUUUGGCCAUAUACAUAGUGUACAUGAGUUUUUCAGUUCUAUUCAAUUCAGUUUUAUUUGUAUAGUGCUUUUAGCAAUGGCCAUUGUCCCAAAGCAGCUUUACAGAAAUAUAUAAAUUCAGGAUACAGAUUUUAAGUGUGUGAAUUUAUCCCUAUUGAUCAAGCCUAUGGCGACGGUGGCAACAAACGCCUGAGCUGCUGGUAUUUUGAAAGUCCUGCAGCCUGUAAAAGCGGAUGUGACGUUUGACAUCUUUGGUCGUCCGAGAUGUUUCACUCGGCACAGUUAGCAACGUCUUUGGUGUUAGCCAGAAUAGCCUCCGAGUCAAGAAUAAACUGGUAGCAAUUUAAAACAACUGCAUUUAUGUUGAGGCACAAUGUCGCAGUAUGAACUAUUUCAGAGCCAAACCAUGUCAAUAAUGACGCUGUUAACAGACAGAGCGCGUGCUGAGAUCCGCAGGGUUUAUCAUGAUAACACAGAUACAGAGAAAGAGCUCAAGCUGGCACAGCUUAAUGCUAUCAUGGAGUUUUUGGUGAAGGAGGCAGCACGGAAAAUCUGCCUUCUGUUCAAGUUAUGCAGUGAAGAGAAAGAGUGUAAUGUAGUGGAUUUGGACAGUGCGUCUGAAAGAUCAGGAAAUGUACAGAGUCAGCCUGAGCCGAAGGAACCAGCUACACAACCUGAAAAUGCUCAAACUACGAUAUCCGGAGGAACUGUAUAUAUCUUAGUGAGUGGGAAAGAACCACCUGCUUUACCAAGGACUACAACUCCACUGCAAGAUGUCCUCGCAGAAGAUGAGUGUCCUGAUACUCAGGAGCUUGAAUCUACCACAACCAUGAGCUCUUCUUUGAAGCUGGAAGAAAAUGGAAAAAAGAACCAAACCAUCUUCAUAGUGAAAGGCUCUUUUUCUGCUGAAGCUAAAAAUGCAGUAAAUACACCAGCUGUACAAUCCCCUGUUCCACCAGACGAGCUGAAGAAGAACAUGUCCUAUAAAUGUGAUGUGUGUGAAAGGACUUUUACAAUGAAGCGUUACCUAAUGCGGCACAAGCAAGUACACUCCAAAACAGCCCCUCACACCUGCAACAUGUGUGGGAAUAAAUACAGAUUUUUAAGAACACUGAACAAGCACCUCUUGUCUCAUGGCAAAAAGAAGAGGGAGGCACAUCCGUGCAAAACAUGCGGCAAAAGCUAUGUAAACCUGGACAAGCAUGAACUCGUCCACUUAAAUGUAAAGCCAUAUCUUUGCGGCGUGUGUGGAAAAGGCUUCACUCUAGAGUCAGUUUUACUGGUACACCAGAGACUCCAUAGUGGAGAGAAGCCGUUUCAGUGCGAGACGUGUGGGAAACGCUUCACACAAUCCAGCACCCUUCACAUUCACAAGAGGGUUCACUCAGAAGUGAAGCCCUGGAAGUGCAACCUGUGCGACAAGACUUUCAAGAGGCAGUCCAGCUUGAAAAAGCACGAAAUAGUCCACACUGGAGAGAAGCCGCACACAUGCGAAACGUGUGGCCAGAAGUUUGGCCAUAGGGAAAAUCUGAAAAGACAUGUCCUUCAUCACAUGGGCAUAAAGCCUUAUGUGUGCAAGGUCUGUGGCAAGCACUACAGUCAGAUGAGCUCUCUAAAGGAACACAUGCCGGUGCAUGGAACAGUCAAACCCUUCAUGUGCGAGACAUGUGGAAAGACCUUUGUGUACAAUUAUGCCCUAAAAAAUCACAUGUGGACACACAAGGAUAUUAGAAAAGGACACAGGGCUGAAAAGAACCCUCAGUGCUGCGAAGUCUGUGGGAAAUGCUACAGCUCCUCUUAUGCUUUGAGAAUGCAUCAAAGGCUUCACUCGGAGGACAAUCCGUUUAACUGUAAGGUGUGUGGGAAGACUUUUAGCAGUAUGUCUGGCCUGUAUGCACACGAGCAGCAUCAUACUGGGGUGAACGUUUUCAGGUGUGAGCUAUGCAAAAAGACUUUUGUUAACAAGGCGUAUCUGAAAGUGCACAAAUUUUUGCAUACCAAAGAAAAACUCCAUAAAUGUUUGCUUUGUGGAAAAGGAUUCAGUCUGCCCAGUGGACUUAAGCUGCAUAUGCUGAUUCACACUGGCGAAAAACCACAUAAGUGUGAAAUAUGCGGCCUGUCUUUUCGCUUAUUUGGAAAUUUACGGAGGCAUAAUCGCGUUCACACUGGAGAGAAGCCAUUUAGUUGUGAAGUUUGUGGGAAAAGCUUUAGCCAGCCAAACAAUGUGAAGGCUCACAUGCAGAUGCACACUGGUAUAAAACCAUACGCUUGUCAGAAAUGUGGGAAGAAGUACGCUUAUGUUAGGAAUUACAAUGUUCAUAAAUGUGUGUCUCUGUAAAAAAAAAAAAAAAAAAAAAGGGUAACAUGCCGUGUCAUUGGUCAGGCUGCCAUAGGUACUGACAUGUAGUUUAUCUUAAAUAUAAGAAUUUCAGUAGCAGAGUUGCCAACAUUUUUAACAAGAAGUUCUUACCAUGCAGAGAAUUGUAACACAUAAUUCCUAACAUAAGUAUUAUAUAAGUCUGAUAUAAUAAUAAUAAUAAUAAUAGCAACAGCAACAAGAAACAAAUGUGCCUUUGUACAUCUUUGAUGGUUUUGUGAAUUGGCUUUUUAUUUGCGUCAGGUCUGAUGACUGCUUUAGCUAAAACAGCAGAAAGAUGUAGAAAAUAGAAAAACUUGAAAUGCUACAUUUUCAUGAACCCUUUCGGAAAGCUAAGAUAUGCCCAGAACAAGGGGCGCUUAUUUAUAUAUUUAUUUGAAAUACUGAGAGGAGUUAUAAAAUUUACAGCUGCUCAGCUCCAUGGCUUUUUUCCACUAAUGCAGAUCAAGAGGAACACAACUGUGUGUGUGUGUGUCUUAAGUCACUGACUUUAAAUACAAGUAGCUCUUUGACCAACUCUGACAUGUGUUUACUCAUGAAAAUAGUAAUUAACUGAAUCAAUAAAGCAUAUUUAAACCAUCAUUUGAAUAUCUAGCCUGUAAUAUAAAGCCUGGAGUUUUACUAAUGUUUUUUUUCUUCAUAAUUAUGAUAAAUAACAUAAACAGGGUAUUAAUGCCUCCUGUGCCAGAUUUUUAGCACAAUGCAGCAGUGAGUUUAAAAUGGAAAAUUUGUGUGUGCGCACACACAUGUGGUUGAGUGGGGGUUGGGGCCGGGUGCUUAUGAGUGGCUGGGUGUAUGCUUAUGACCUGAAUUUAGGGGCAAACAAAAUCAAGUCCUCUGACUUUUACACCGUAGUAUUUGAAAAGACAAGCACAUAAAAACUUUGAAUUUUGGAAGCAUUUUAUUUGUAUACCAUUUAAUACACAUUAUAUGCAAAACACAAAGCAGCUAGAUUUUGUUAAGGUUAUACAAGAUGCUGCAUUGCAUGUUUGAGGCUAAAACGUUAUUAAAACAUUGAUAUUUAUAGUCACAUCAUAGUCAAAUUUUUAAAAUUCUGUUUUACAGCUUAACAUUUGCAUACUGAGGCUGAUACAUCUUUUGUACUACAGCAGUUUGAAACAAAAUAAAUUUGUACAAAAACUGUGA